Messenger RNA from Pristis pectinata (smalltooth sawfish), 3740 nucleotides. Its product is annotated as volume-regulated anion channel subunit LRRC8D-like. The record is from RefSeq and is a predicted model, not a curated record. Gene Ontology annotation, molecular function: protein binding. Bases 566 to 3184 code for a protein of 872 amino acids. Lineage: Eukaryota; Metazoa; Chordata; Chondrichthyes; Rhinopristiformes; Pristidae. The transcript has 4 exons.
UUUGUGAAUAGAAAGUAAAUAAGGGCUCGGCUCGGCAGCGCGUCGUCAUUUAAGAGCAGCGGCAGAGGGAGAGGGUUCCCGGCGCGGAGCGGGGGAGAUUGUUCCCGGCCGCCUGCCGCCGCCACCUCCUCCCCCCUCUCCCCUCUCGCACCGGAGCCGAGUGCUCCGCUCAGUCUGGCGUUCAGACUGACAGAAGGAGAGGAGAACAGCGGCGGCCCCUGUCACUCUGCAGCCGGUAUCCUGCACUCUGGAAUUACUUCAAGCUGCACUCUCCAGAUGUCCAUCCAUUUCAAAAUGGCACAAAUGCAUUGACAGCCUCAACUGGUGACAGCGAGUUUGAUCCUUUUGCAUUGCAGUUAACCAAGUGAAGUCAUCUGAUGCUCGUCUCCUGAGCACACAGUUGGCCACUUCUGCCAACACUCCGUGGAUUCUGGAGAGGUUCCAGAGGAAGACUGGAAAUCUAAUGCCACUAUUCUAGAAAAGGAGACACAAAGCAGGAAGCUACAGACCAUUUAGCCAAACCUCUGUCAAUGGGUAAAAUGCUGGAAUCCAUUAUUAAUGAGGAAUGUUUACCCUCACAGAAGUAGCAUCCCUCAAUGAUAUCCAGGCAACCUAUCGAAUCCUGAAGCCAUGGUGGGACGUAUUCAUGGACUAUUUAGCCAUCGUAAUGCUGAUGGUCGCUAUUUUUGCAGGCACCAUGCAGCUAACCAAAGAUCAAGUUGUAUGUCUUCCUGAACCCCCUUCGGAGAGGCCAGAAACCACAACGCCAACAUUUCCUCAAACUUCUACUGUAUCAGACCUGAGCACCAUCUCUUCACGUAGCUUCUUUACACCUACAGUCACGGCUACGACAUCUAAACCCACCAGCCAGAAUUCCCAACAAAAUGGCCCUCUAAACUUUGGCCGUCCAACUAACUUGGAGUACCAGCAAUAUAUUUUCAUCAAUCAGAUGUGCUAUCAUGUGGCCUUGCCUUGGUAUUCCAAAUAUUUCCCCUAUCUUGCACUGAUCCAUACACUCAUCCUUAUGGUCAGCAGCAACUUCUGGUUCAAGUACCCCAAGACCAGUUCAAAGAUCGAACAUUUUGUUUCUAUAUUAGGAAAAUGCUUUGAGUCUCCUUGGACUACUAAAGCGCUCUCUGAAACGGCAUGCGAGGACUCUGAGGAGAACAAGCAACGCUUUAAGACCUCGGUCGCAAAGCACUUGUCGACUGGCAGUGAAGAAGAAAGCCCCAGUUCCAGUACACCCAUGAUAUCGAGGAUUGGACCUAAAUUUUCCACAGAGAAGCCUGUCAUUGAGGUUCCCAGCAUGACUAUUUUGGACAAGAAAGAUGGGGAGCAGGCCAAAGCCCUUUUCGAGAAAGUUCGUAAGUUCCGUGCCCAUGUAGAAGACAGUGAUUUGAUAUAUAAACUCUACGUGGUCCAGACAGUCAUAAAAACAGUGAAAUUAAUGUUUAUUUUGUGCUAUACACUUACUUUUAUGACUUCUAUAAGUUUUGAUCAUGAAUGUCAACCAGACAUAGAGCAUUUGACUGGAUAUACUAAGUUUUACUGUACUCACAACAUGGCUUUUAUGCUACGGAAAUUACUAAUUAGUUACAUUGCACUAAUAUGUGUUUAUGGACUCGUUUGCAUUUAUACUUUGUUUUGGCUGUUCAGGCGGCCUUUAAAGGAAUACUCAUUUGAAAAAGUCCGUGAAGAAAGUAGCUUUAGUGAUAUUCCAGAUGUUAAAAAUGACUUUGCCUUUCUACUGCACAUGGUUGAUCAGUACGACCAACUUUACUCCAAGCGAUUUGGGGUUUUCCUGUCAGAAGUGAGUGAAAACAAGCUGCGCGAGCUCAGUCUGAACCACGAGUGGACCUAUGAGAAACUCAAGCAGCACGUCUCCCGCAACUCCCAGGAGAAACAGGAACUCCACCUCUUCAUGCUGUCUGGGGUGCCUGACGCAGUGUUCGACGUGACCGAGCUGGAGGUACUGAAGCUGGAACUGAUACCCGAGGCCAAGAUUCCGGCCAAGAUUUCCCAGAUGGUCAACCUUCAGGAACUACACCUUUCCCAUUGCCCCGCUAAAGUAGAGCAGACUGCCUUCAGUUUCCUCCGGGACCACCUUAGGUAUCUGCACAUUAAGUUCACCGAUGUUGCAGAGAUUCCCACCUGGGUCUACUUGCUUAAAAACCUGCGUGAACUCCACCUGGUUGGUAACCUGAACUCCGAAAAUAAUAAAAUGAUAGCGCUGGAGUCACUGAGGGAGCUGAAGCACCUGAAGAUCUUGCACUUGAAGAGUAAUCUGACCAAAGUCCCGUCAAACGUCACUGACGUUGCACCCCACCUCACUGCACUGCUGGUUCACAAUGAUGGGACCAAACUCUUAGUAUUGAACAGUUUGAAGAAGAUGAUUAAUCUCACUGAGCUGGAGCUGCAUAACUGUGAGCUAGAACGCAUUCCUCAUGCCAUUUUCAGCUUGACCAAUCUGCAGGAACUCGACUUGAAAUCCAACAACAUUCGCACCAUCGAGGAGGUGAUCAGCUUCCAGCACCUGAAGCGUUUGACCUGCCUGAAGCUGUGGCACAACAAAAUCAUCACCAUCCCAUCCUCCAUCAGCCUUGUGAAAAAUCUGGAGCUGCUUUACCUUUCCCACAAUAAAUUGGAGUCUCUGCCAGCAGCUCUCUUCACAUUGCAAAAACUCCGAACGCUGGACAUCAGCCACAAUUCCAUCACCAUCAUUCCGGCUGAAAUUGCCUCCCUCCAGAAUUUGCAGCAAUUCGCAAUGACGGGGAACCGAGUGGAAUUUUUGCCAAAGCAGAUUUUUAAGUGCACAAAGUUGAGGGCUUUGAACGUGGGGCAAAACUGCAUUACUUCCAUUUCGGACAAGAUCUGCCAGCUCGUGCAGUUAACUCAGCUGGAAGUGAAGGGAAACUGCCUUGACAGGCUUCCAGCAGAGUUAGUCCACUGUCGUCUUCUGAAGAAAAGCGGGCUGGUUGUCGAAGAUCACCUCUUUGAUACACUGCCGCCUGAGGUCAAAGACCUCAUUAAUCAAGACUUCAAUUCAAAUACAACUUUGGCGCAGGAAUAUAAAGUAUUGAGCAAAGCAUAUAUAGCAGCUUUGGAACUGAAUGUUUGCUUGCUUGUUAACUUGGGAAAAAAAAAUGUAUUAAAUAGAUCAAGGUACUUAAACAAGGCAACUUAAAAAAAAAGAUAACAAUGAUAGUUUUAUUUCCUGAAAAAGCUCUGAAAUCAUUGUAAUAAAUUGUAACCAAUUAACUAACUGUUGGUCGCUGGUUGUCUUAUACAAAUCUGUCGACGACUGAAUAUUUGUUCAUGUAACUUUGUUUGUUAAAUCAAUUUAAUUUUAAUUUAUUCUCAGUAUUUGGAGGAAAAAUUUUCUGUCAAAGAGUAGAUGGAUUGUUUGCUCUGUGGUCUCUCCAAAUGGUGGACCUCUGGUAUAGCGCCAGCCAUUUCAGGAUCUGCAAGUACAGCACCAGUGUAUUUUGGAUUCUUAACCUUUACCUCCCUUCAGGCACCUUGGAUGCUCUUUUAAUAGCACGGUUUUGAUCAGAAGGUUGCUGUGUUGGGCAUUAACCCACAAUUAUGUGUCUGUGCUAUUACGAUACUUGUCUCUUUUUAUUUUGUAUUUCUGUAGGAUGAAGGGGGAGUCCCAGGCUCUGAGCUGUGUGCACAGACUGUACAGACUCUAAUUCCUAGCACCAAUUUCAACUGUUUCUAAAUAAAAGAAUACAAACUUA